Messenger RNA from Helianthus annuus (common sunflower), 2571 nucleotides. RefSeq lists its product as uncharacterized. The record is from RefSeq and is a predicted model, not a curated record. Lineage: Eukaryota; Viridiplantae; Streptophyta; Magnoliopsida; Asterales; Asteraceae. Bases 1 to 2571 code for a protein of 856 amino acids. The transcript is spliced from 2 exons.
AUGACCAAUUCUUCCCUUUUGAUUAACAGAUUCUGCCACACCGCCAACUCGACACCGUAUCACGGUUCUGCUAAACUACUUGCUGAAACAUUCUAUUUGUUUAUCCAAUUUAAGUCCCAGGAUUUUGCAAUGACAUUGGAUAUGAGCUGGACUAAAAUCACUAAUAAGGUAGAUCCAGUGUUCAUUAAUGGAGCGAUAGCUUUUGCAGAAAGGGGUAAAACAUAUGUUGAUAGUGAAGGUAGGAUACAUUGCCCGUGUAAAAAGUGUGUGAAUGCAAGAAGACAUGUUCCCACAGUCGUUGCUGAUCAUAUCAUCUAUAAUGGUUUUGAACCAUCAUACAAUGUAUGGAUUCAUCAUGGUGAACAUCUUCCGGGUUAUGAAACAGAUGAUACAGAUAGUGACUAUGAAGAAAGUGAAAACGAAUCUAAUGAUGGUGUCAAUGAGUUACUUGAUGAUGUUUUUCCUACGGGCGGCGAAACUGAAGCUGAAAACUUCAUGGACGAUGCCAAACUACGUAAUAACCCAAAGGUGGAGAAGUUAUUUGUCGAUAUGGAGAAGCCUUUAUACCCCGGGUGUGAUGAGUUUUCUGUACUAGGCUUUUUACUAGAGUUGAUGAACGUGAAGGUAACAUGCAAAAUGACAAAUGUGUCAAUGGAUAUGAUUCUCAAUUUAUUUAGUCGGGCCUUCAAGGAUGCAAACUUGCCGAAGAACCAUUAUGAGGCGAAAAAGUAUUUACGUACUCUUGGACUAGGAUACGAAUCUAUUCAUGCUUGUAAACAUGAUUGUGCAUUAUUUUGGAAAGAAAAUGCAGAAUUACAAAAUUGCCCCGUGUGUGGCACUAGUCGUUAUAAGGAAAAUAGUAAAGGGAAGAAAAAACCGGUAAAAAUUUUGCGUUACUUUCCCAUCACAAGUAGACUUAAGCGCUUAUAUGCCUCAAGACACACUGCUAAGGAAAUGUUGUGGCACGAUAAAUACAGAACCAAAGAGGAGGGGGUUCUUAGACAUCCAGCAGAUGGAAAGGCAUGGAAACACUUUGAUACAAUGUUUCCUGAUUUUGCAAAGGAUCCUAGAAAUGUUCGCCUAGGGCUUGCAAGUGAUGGUUUCAAUCCGUUUGGUGCAAAGAGUCUCUCAUAUAGUAUGUGGCCUGUUGUGCUCAUACCAUACAAUAUGCCUCCUUGGAAGUCUAUGGUCGAUGCUUCAUUUAUGUUGACAUUGCUGAUUCCUGGAAGCAAUUCACCAGGUAAUGAUAUUCAUGUAUUUUUGCGUCCACUAAUAGAUGAGUUGAAACCUCUAUGGGAUAAGGGUGUUGAAACAUAUGAUUGUGAAUCAAAACAGAAAUUCAACAUGCGUGUUGCACUUCUAUGGGCAAUUAAUGAUUUUCCUGCGUACGGUUAUUUGUCUGGAUGGAGCACGAGUGGAUAUAAGGCAUGUCCAAUAUGCAAUGAAGAUGCGAGCAGUAUACGUUUACGAGAUAGAAUAGGAUAUGUAGGUCAUAGGCGAUUUCUCCCGACCGAUCACUCUUGGAGGAAAGCACGAGAUUUUAAUGGACAGAGAGAGACUAGGCUUGCACCUAAAAUUGUCAACGGAGAUGAUUGCUUACAUCAGUUGAAACAUCUCCCUAUACAUCAGCAUGGAAAACAUCCGGAUCAUGUAGGUAAAAAGAGAAAACGAAACUCACAUGAUAUAAACUGGUCAAAGAAAAGCAUCUUCUUCGAACUCCCAUAUUGGCCUAAGUUAUUGAUUCGUCACAACAUUGACGUGAUGCAUGUGGAAAAAAAUGUGUGUGAGAAUGUGUUGGGAACCCUAUUAAACAUAGAAGGAAAGACCAAAGACACUGACAAAGCCCGACUAGAUUUGGAAGAUAUGAACAUAUGUAAAGAGCUUCACUUGGUUAGAAAGAAUGAUCAUUGGGUUAAACCACAUGCUUUGUAUGUUUUAACUCGAGAUGAGAGAAAACAAUUUUGUAAUUUACUUAGCUCUGUGCGUUUCCCAGAUGGGUAUGCUGGAAAUUUAGCUAAAAAUGUGAUUGCUGAGCAAGGUAAGGUACAUGGGCUAAAAUCACAUGAUUGUCACGUCUUAAUACAACGCCUAAUUCCUAUUGCAAUCCGUCCCUUUAUGACAAAACAGAUUCGUGAGGCAUUAGUGGAGUUGUCUCAGUUUUUCAAGAAACUUACUCAAGUCACAUUACACGUGAAUGAGUUGGAAACGUUGCAAGAAGAUGUAGUUAAGAUUUUGUGCAAGCUUGAACGUAUAUUUCCCCCAUCAUUUUUUACAGUUAUGGUGCACUUGUGUGUGCAUCUUCCUCAAGAGGCAAUUUUGGGAGGACCUGUACAAUCGAGGUGGAUGUAUCCAAUCGAAAGAUACCUUGGCCAUUUAAAAAAAUAUGUUAAAAACUUAGCUAAACCCGAAGGCUCGAUAGCAGAAGCUUAUGUUGUUGAAGAAGCUAUAACAUUUUGUUCACACUAUUUACGAGGUGUUGAAUCCAAGUUAGACAAACGUGACAGAAAUGAUGACAAAACCUCUAGUGAUGCUCAAAGUUGUGUGUUGGAUGUUUUUAGAUUGAAUGGUUGA